This is a messenger RNA of Conger conger (European conger), 6437 nucleotides long. RefSeq names its product probable phospholipid-transporting ATPase IA. The coding region runs from base 248 to 3799 and encodes 1183 amino acids. The transcript is spliced from 38 exons. The record is from RefSeq and is a predicted model, not a curated record. Gene Ontology annotation, cellular component: plasma membrane. Gene Ontology annotation, molecular function: ATP binding; ATP hydrolysis activity; ATPase-coupled intramembrane lipid carrier activity. Lineage: Eukaryota; Metazoa; Chordata; Actinopteri; Anguilliformes; Congridae. Gene Ontology annotation, biological process: phospholipid translocation.
UUGAAUAGUGGUGAACCGUCUGCAGUCGCAGGGUGUGUUCGAAACCGAUAGCUCACAGAUCUAUCAUCUGUGUUUUCUUCUGGGCAAUGGGACUGUGAGCGCCCUGGAUAUGCUGACUGAAUCAGGCAUUUUUAUGUAGGGACGAAAUUCUGUUGCAUGUGGACUAGUUUUGACAAAAGACGACGGUGGAAAGGAACGGGACAGGCAAUACAGAAGUCGUGGUUUGACAGGUGCCUUGCCGCGAGAGAUGCAUCCUGUUCAAAAAACGGUGUCCAAUCUCCGCUCCCGGGUGGAAGGCUACGAGAGGACAGAGGACACCUCAGGGAAGACGUCGGCAACUGCCCAAGAAGAGGCCAGAGUGAUAUUCAUCAACAAGCCCCAGUACGCCAAGUUCUGCAGCAACCACGUCAGCACUGCAAAAUACAAUGUCCUCACAUUCCUGCCUCGGUUCCUGUAUGCUCAGUUCAGACGGGCGGCCAAUUCCUUCUUCCUGUUCAUCGCACUCCUGCAGCAAAUUCCAGAUGUGUCUCCAACAGGACGCUGGACCACCCUGGUCCCUCUGCUUUUAAUCUUGCUGGUGGCAGCCGUGAAAGAGAUCAUUGAGGACCUGAAACGGCACAGUGCUGACAGCGUAGUGAACAAGAAGAAAACACAAGUGUUCAGAAAUGGAGCAUGGAAGACUGUCCACUGGCAGAAGGUGGCUGUUGGAGAGAUAGUCAGAGCCAGCAAUGGGGACCACCUCCCGGCUGAUCUCGUCAUUCUGUCCUCCAGUGAGCCACAGGCCAUGUGCUACAUCGAGACUUCAAACCUGGAUGGAGAGACCAACCUCAAGAUCCGCCAGGGCCUGCAGGUGACCGCUGAACUACGGGAUGACGACAGCCUGUCGAGGCUAGUAGGAAGCAUGGAGUGCGAGAACCCCAACCGCCACCUCUACGACUUUGUGGGGAACAUCCGCCUGGAGGGCCAGAGCACGGUGCCUUUGGGUCCAGACCAGAUUCUGCUGAGAGGAGCCCAGCUUCGGAACACACAGUGGGUCCAUGGCAUUGUGGUCUACACUGGGCAUGACACCAAGCUGAUGCAGAAUUCGACAAGUCCACCCCUGAAGUUGUCCAACGUGGAGCAAAUUACCAAUUUCCAGAUUCUGGCGCUUUUCGGUUGCCUGCUAGCCAUUUCCCUGGUGUGUGCCAUUGGCCAGACCAUCUGGAAAGUCCAACACGGCAACGACGCCUGGUACAUGGACCUCAACUAUGGCGGCGCCGCCAACUUUGGCCUCAACUUCCUGACCUUCAUCAUCCUUUUCAACAACUUGAUUCCCAUCAGCCUGCUGGUCACCUUGGAGGUCAUCAAGUUCAUCCAGGCUUUCUUCAUCAACUGGGACACAGACAUGCACUAUGAAGUCACCAACACACCUGCAAUGGCUCGGACCUCUAACCUCAAUGAAGAGCUAGGACAGGUGAAGUACAUCUUCUCAGACAAAACGGGAACCUUGACCUGCAACGUGAUGCAGUUUAAAAAGUGCACCAUCGCAGGCUUAGCCUAUGGGCAUCACUCAGAUGAAGAUUAUGGUUAUUUUGAGGAUGAAGGACACACUGCGCAGGUGGCUGAAGAGGUGGGAUUUAACGACCCCAGCCUGUUGGAGAACCUCCAGAGAAACCAUCCAACUGCACCCACCAUCCGGGAGUUUAUGACCAUGAUGGCUGUGUGCCACACAGCCGUACCAGAGCGGACUGGCGAUGAGAUCAUCUACCAGGCGGCUUCUCCAGAUGAGGGGGCCCUGGUGAGAGCAGCAAGGGACCUCGGCUUUGUGUUUUCUGGCCGAACCCCAGACUCUGUCAUCAUCAAUUGUCUAAGCCAGGAGGAAAGGUAUGAGCUGCUGAAUGUUCUGGAGUUCACAAGUUCCAGGAAAAGAAUGUCUGUCAUAAUGCGAACUCCAUCCGGGAAGAUCCGCCUCUACUGCAAAGGGGCUGACACAGUCAUCUAUGAUCGGCUGGCUGCCUCCUCUAAAUAUAAAGAAAUCACACUUACUCACUUGGAGCAAUUUGCCACGGAAGGGCUGCGUACUCUGUGCUACGCAGUAGCCGACAUCUCGGAGGUUUCGUACCAGGAGUGGGUGGAGGUGUACCACAGCGCUGCGACUGCACUACAGCAUCGGGCACUGAAGCUGGAGGAGAGCUAUGAGCGCAUCGAAAAGAACCUGCAGUUGCUGGGGGCAACUGCCAUUGAGGAUAAGCUCCAGGACAAAGUUCCAGAGACGAUUGAGACCCUUAUGAAGGCUGACAUCAAGAUUUGGAUCCUCACCGGGGACAAGCAAGAGACUGCCAUCAACAUCGGGCAUUCCUGCAAACUUCUUACCAAGAACAUGGGUCUUCUGGUGAUCAAUGAAGAUUCGUUUGACGGUGCCAGGGAGGCCCUCAGCCAGCAUUGCAGCAUGCUGGGAGAUCCCCUGCACAAGGACAGUGAUUUUGCCCUCAUCAUUGAUGGAAAGACACUACAGCAUGCCCUUACCUUUGCGGCUCGCCAGCUAUUCUUGGACCUGGCACUGUCCUGCAAGGCAGUCAUCUGCUGCAGGGUGUCCCCGCUGCAGAAAUCUGACGUGGUGGAAAUGGUGAAAAAGCAGGUUCGGGUCAUCACGCUGGCAAUCGGUGACGGUGCAAAUGAUGUGGGCAUGAUCCAGACGGCGCAUGUCGGCGUGGGCAUCUCGGGCAAUGAGGGCCUGCAAGCUGCCAACUCCUCUGACUACUCCAUUGCCCAGUUCAAGUACUUGAAGAAUCUGCUGCUGGUCCACGGCGCCUGGAACUACAACCGAGUGACCAAGUGCAUCCUCUACUGCUUCUACAAGAACAUUGUCCUGUACAUAAUCGAGAUCUGGUUUGCCUUUGUGAACGGUUUCUCCGGUCAAAUCCUGUUCGAGCGCUGGUGCAUUGGGCUGUACAACGUGAUAUUCACGGCACUGCCUCCACUUACUCUGGGGAUAUUUGAGCGUUCCUGCAGGAAAGAGAACAUGCUGAAGUAUCCGGAGCUCUACAAGACCUCCCAGAAUGCAAUGGGCUUCAAUACCAAGGUCUUCUGGGCUCAUUGUCUGAAUGGCCUGUUCCACUCCAUCAUCCUCUUCUGGUUUCCCCUCGCAGCCUUCAAGCAUGACACAGUCUUUGGAAGCGGCAAGACCCCAGACUACCUUCUCCUCGGGAACAUGGUCUACACAUUUGUGGUGAUCACUGUGUGUCUCAAAGCUGGUCUGGAGACUUCUUCCUGGACUAUGUUCAGUCACAUUGCCAUUUGGGGCAGUAUCAGCCUGUGGGUGGUGUUUUUCUGGAUCUACUCCUCGCUGUGGCCCCUCAUCACCCUGGCCCCGGACAUGUCCGGACAGGCGAACAUGAUGUUUAGUUCUGGGGUGUUCUGGAUGGGCCUGAUCUUCAUUCCCAUCACCUCCCUCAUCUUCGAAGUUGCCUACAAAGUGAUGAAGAAGGUGUUCUUCAAGACCCUGGUGGAUGAGGUGCAGGAGCUAGAGGCUUUGUCCAAGGACCCUGGAGCAGUGGUUCAUGGGAAAAGCUUGACUGAGAGAGCUCAGCUCCUGAAGAAUGUCUUCAAGAAGAACACUGUUGCCAUGUACCGCUCAGAGUCGAUGCAGCUGAACAUACUCCAUGUGGGCUCAGGCUACGGUGCAUGUUGCAUGCUGGGACAGGAAGGGAGAGAAACCACAUCUGUAAAUGAUGGCUAUGCGUUCUCUCAAGAUGAAAACGGCGUUGUCUCCCAGUCGGAAGUUAUGCGGGCAUAUGACACCACAAAGCAGACCGAUUAGCACUGAAGUUCUGCACCCUUGGGAGACACCACUUCCUCAGAGAUGCAGUCCUACAUCCACACUUGGACAGGGAAGUCCUGGACCAGUUCCUGGAUCUUCUGUUCAUACAUAUACAGUAUAUACACUCAGUGGCCACUUUAUUAGGUACACUUGUACACCAGCUUGGACAGAAGAAUAUAUGAGCGGAUGGUCUAGGAAGUGUUCCAGCAGUUUCCUUUGUGUGUGUGCAUGCAUGCGUUUAGGCAUGUUCGUGUUUGGGUGUGACAGAGCGAGAGAGUGUGGUAAUUUUUUUUACCAAUGGGGGUGACAAAAACGAAUGCUCCAGCUCAACAGAAUGAUCCUCCAAACUAUAGUUUGCUUUCCCGUAGUGAGUAACCAGUGUAGUUUCACUGUAACAGCCCGCAAGUCUAAAGUCUCCCUUGUAAGCCAACAGAGUUUAUCUUUACAAUAUGGCUCUUCUCUUCGAUCUCUUAAAAGCAGACUGUAUGGCAGAGAUCAGCAACUCACAGGCCUCGUGGGCUGAAAACGGCUGGUUUUCUACCCUGCCUUUACCUGGGAGUCAGGUGUGAAGACAGUCUGGACAAUCAGACCCAGGAGAAAAGAAAAACAGGCCUGGAUGUGGAUUCAUAGGCCAGAGUUGGUGAUCCCUGCUAUAAGAGAUAUAGCCAUAUAGCUCCUCUUUUACAAUGCUGUUAGAAUUGUUACUGGGUACAUACUGCAAAUAUGUGAUCGGGAUAGAAUAAUCCAGAUUAUUUUGAAAGAAAAUCGAAAAGCUUGACAAUGCAAGGUUCGAGGGAGUCCUGACUGCCAAAGAAAAACAACAGUUUUUUGAGGCUGUGACUCGUGAAUGCGGUUGCUGCUGAAGUUUCUCACUACACUUGGAUUCUAGUAUUGAACAUACCCUAUUUUCCAAACAGACUGGAUAUUUUUGUAGUUUGGAUUUUGUUUGCACUGAAAUGUUUGACAUCUAGGGCAUUGUAUGGGUCAUUGCCUUUGGCCAUAAUUCUUUCAGUUUUAGUUUAAAUUUUUUUUUUUUUUUUUUUCGUUGUUUUGCAAAAUUCACUUUUGACACAGUGCUGUAAAUUUUUUAAUUGCCAUUUGGCCUAUAGUUUUCGCAUAACAGUUAUUUGCAUUCCAUGUGUGGCUAUCACAACAGUGCCUAAAACAAUACUUCCCUGAAUAAAAUGUGUUGAAAAGGUCAGUUAUGGUUGUACCCCUAUGAGUGAGAUGAGACCAAUUUGUGGGACACCUUGCUCGUGUGUAAAUAAUCUGUCUGACCUAUAUAGCAUUUUUGCUUCCAAGUUCCUUUGGAAAGCUAUGGAGCACAACAACUUUUAAAAUAACAGUUUUCACAGGGUGAAGUGUAGUUAAAUUUCACAUUCAGUCAUUUCAUUGUCACAUUUGUGUUUCAAGCUUCCUCUUUGAACAGUUUUGGUUGUGUUAAGAAUCUCAUUAGCUAAAGGGAAGUCUUAUUAGCUAAAGGGAGAAGAAACACUUUUGUGAAUUCAUUUUUAUAUGUAUUAUAGCAACUGGACAAAUAUAGUUUUCUACAUUGGCCUACUGAAUUGUAAUGAAUUUUCCAUUCAUUCUGAACUGAUUUUUUUUUCAGACAGAUGGUAUAUCUUUUCAUACAAGGAAACGGGGAAAAAAUGAAAUGUGUAGAUAUUGCUUAUAUUUUUAAAAAUGCUUAUUUUAAAUUGUAAAAAUAAUGAUAAUGUGUGAGUCUCCCUGUGGGAGAACUGUUCAGGGUGGGCAUCUGUGCAUCUGAUAUGUGUCUAACCUCUGUGCCUGUUGUGUGUGUGUGUGUGUGUGUGUGUGUGUACUUGUGUGUUUGGAUGCGCCUGUUAAUAUUUUCAAAGGUUCUUGUGGAUGAACGAAUGCAUGUGCCACAGAUUCCGGUUGUGUAUACAUGGCAGUACCACUCAUUGCUUUGUCUGCAUGAUCUCGGAUGUAGUGCCAGUUACCCCUUCUCCGCCUAACAUCCAUACCUUUGGAUCCUUCUAGUGCCCACCCCCUGGCCACUAAUAAAGGGUGAUAGGCCCUGCCAGGAAGUGCCAGGAUAUGGUUUUAAACAUAGGGGACAUUCAUUAUCAUUUAGAAGUGACACUGUGUAACAUACAAUUUGGCUGCAUCAUAGUUUUCAGGAGCAUGUUUUAAAAUUUGAGAGAAUGUUAUUUUUUAUUUUUUAUUCUGAAUGUUCACUGGGGUAGGGGGGGUGUAGCAUCUUUGUAAUUCUUUAUUUCUUGAGGCUGUAGUUAAAUAAAAAUAUAAAAUUGUAGCCAUACACUGAAAACAAUGUUUUCAUAACCAGUUUGGGAAUCUGAUGAACAGGAAUGUUUUUGUUUUGGGCACAUAUGUCUGUUUCUGUCGACCUGUUCUGCUUGUAUGUAAUGUCAAACGAAUCCUCAAAACAUAAAAGUGGAGCACCUGCUGCAAAUCUUCGAUCAUCUCAUCUGUGAAUCUUGGUCGCUGGCCUGCUGGUAGUCACUUUUAGAAAGAAAAUGCACUUUUACGUGUGAUGGUCUAUUAUUUUUAAUAUACCUUGUGAUUCCUCUGCAUGUGGCGACUGCAGCUUUUUAACAUGUUAAAUGUAUUUUACUGCCAUGAUGGAAAUAAACCUUGCUAAUGGAGUAACAUU